AUGGCUCGAACUAAGUGCACUGCCCGUAAGUCCACCGGUGGAAAGGCUCCAACGAAGCACCUUAGGGCUUUCUAUGCUGCCGCUCGUAAGACUGCUCCCGCCACUGGAGGAGUGAAGAAGCCACGCCGAUAUCGCCCUGGAACUAUUGCUCUUCGGGAAAUUCGCAAAUAUCAGAAGGGCACAGAGCUACUUAUAAGGAAAUUACCUUUCCAGAGACUUGUCAGGGAGAUUGCCCAGUUUUGCAAGAGUGAUCUACGUUUCCAGAGCCAUGCGGUGCUUGCUUUGCAGGAGGCAGCCGAAGCAUACUUGGUGGGACUGUUUGAAGACACUAAUCUGUGUGCCGUCCAUGCUAAGCGUGUGACCAUUAUGUCCAAAGAUGUGUAUUUGGCAAGGAGGAUUCGCGGCGAGAGGCUGUAAUUAGCCUACAUAGAUGGAUCAAGCCCAGCAUGUUUAGUGCUUUCCAUGUGAUUUUCCGGGUUCAUAAUGGGCAGUGGAGAACCCUUUGAUAUGCCAUGGACGUUAAACUAUUAUUAAUAAAUGUAAUUUUGAUAAUUCAUAUCUAGAUGAUUUUUAGUUAUGUCACGUCUAAAUUCUUUAAUGUACAAUCGGCGCCGUAGGAUUCAUGCAAAAACAGUUUUUGAUCGGCUGUCACCCUAUUUUUCGCGAAAAGCCAGUGACCGUUUCCGUUGUACGUGGGGCACAUGUUUUUAUAGAGGCUGUGAGUUCUUUUUUAAAUGCCUGGGUAUGCGAUGUAGAAUUCAAAGAGCUAAGCUCUCUUACAUAUUCUCAUCGAUCUUUUUUCUCUUGUUCCUAUUUUAUUUUCUCUUUUUGAUUUUAUUUUUUCACUUAUUCAUUUUAAAUUUCAUGAACUUCUUUAAUUCAUUUUUUCCUUUUACUUUUUCAUUUCCCCAUUUUCCAAUUCGUUAUAUUUUUAGAACAUGAACACUUUGUGAAGUGUGCGAACACAUGAAUUUUAAAUUCGUGAUCACUUUUUUGAAUUUGCAAAAGAUCAUAAAAAAUUUCAAAAAAAAUUGAACACUUUACAAUGUCUUAUCUAAGUUGUGGUCUAUCCGAUCUAACUGUUAUAAUCUCCGCCCAAAUUUGAUCCUGCUUUGUUCUUGUGCGCGCGUCCCAUGGUCGCGCGUCCUCCGUUGUCGCGAUGUUCAUUUGUCGGACUGUUUUAGUUAGGCCUCUUUUUUGUUCGGCCUCUAUUUUUUUUGUCAGACCUAUUUUUUGUCGCUGUGUCCAGAAACAGAAUAGACGUGGUGAUUUGUUUGCCUUUUUUUUCCAUCACCUCCAUUAUGCAUCUGCUUUGCCUCUCUCCAUUCCUGCUCUCUUCAUUUCCCCUUUGUCUUUCAUUAGAGCCGACUAUUUUUGUGUGGCAUUUUUUUCCUAGUUUCAACUCCACCCUCGAAUUGCAACCAGACAAACCAUUUUUUUCACCCAACCUUUUUACCCUAGUUGUAAAUCCACAUUUGAGUCGCAACUGGGCCCGACUUUUUUUUUUGCAUUAGUCACAAGUCCUGCCUCAACUUACAACUAGGUCAGACUUUUUUGGUCUCAGUUGCAAAUCCACUAUUGACAAGCAACUAGGGGCUGUUUUUUUUUGUCCCAAUUGUAAGUUAACCAUCGACUCCAAAAUGUGCCCACCCAUUUUUUAUUCUAGGUUGCAAGACAACUACUGACAACUGGUCUCUUAAUCUUUUUUUUUUUGGGGGGGAAAGGCCAUCAUGGCUAGCUUUAUUAAACUCAAACAAUAGUUACAUCGUUCACCAAUUGGCUAACUAAGAACACAGGAGGUUCGUUAGUCCAAUUGUCAUCACAUUUAUUACAAAAACUAAACUUUGCUAGCUCAUGAGCAACUGAAUUUGCUUAGCGAAAGCAAUGAGAGAAGAUGACCUUUCCUAUUGACGUUGACAAGUCUAUGCACUCGGCGAAGAUCGCUGCUGCUGCAUCCCAUCAUUGGUCUUGUCCUCGACAGCAGUUGAUGACGUUCAACGAGUCCGACUCCGCUUCUACUCUGUUGAAACCCAAGGAGUUCGCCAGAAAUAAUCCAUCUCGUAAUGCCAUUGCUUCAAUAGUCACAACAUCUGCUGCCAAUGAUAUAAAUUUACAAAAACCUGCAAUGAAAUUCCCUCUAUCAUCUCGUAGCACACCUGCAACAG
Aegilops tauschii subsp. strangulata is the source of this 2165-nucleotide messenger RNA. RefSeq names its product histone H3.3-like. NCBI's taxonomy places the organism in Eukaryota, Viridiplantae, Streptophyta, Magnoliopsida, Poales, Poaceae. The record is from RefSeq and is a predicted model, not a curated record. Gene Ontology annotation, cellular component: nucleosome. Gene Ontology annotation, molecular function: protein heterodimerization activity; structural constituent of chromatin; DNA binding.